CUCCUGGCAGAAUAAGACCUAAAAAGAUAGUUAUAUAUUAAGCCUUACAAAACUGAAAUAGCCAGCCUCGUACGUCUUCCUCAUCCAAAUUAUAGUAAAAAUUCAAUUCCACCAUUAGAUCUGUAUAUUCCAAUUUCUGCAGUAACAGUAGCUAAAAUAAGCAACAAUGGCGGCAGUGAUCGAGCACAAGUCUUACGCUAGAGUUGGACUGCUUGGAAACCCUAGCGAUGUUUAUUUUGGGAACACUAUUUCCUUCAGCCUUGGAAAUUUUUGGGCUUCUGUUCGUUUGGAACCUUCUAUAGAUCUCGUCAUUGUUCCUCAUCCUUCUCAUGAUCUCGUCCAGUUCAAUUCAAUUUCUCACCUGGUGAACAGGUUGCAGAAUGAGGGGUACUAUGGAGGGGUUCGUUUACUUAUGGCAAUCAUUAAAAUAUUUCACAACUAUUGCAAAGAGAGCAACAUCACCUUACAUGAUGGGAAUUUCACUCUCUCAUAUGACACUAACAUUCCCCGCCAGACAGGGCUUUCAGGUUCUAGUGCAAUCGUAAGUGCUGCACUGAGUUGCCUUCUUGAUUUUUACAAAGUCAGACAUCUCAUCAAAGUUGAGGUAAGGCCGAACCUUGUCCUUAAUGCAGAGAAGGAACUUGGAAUUGUUGCAGGUCUUCAAGAUAGAGUGGCCCAGGUGUAUGGAGGCGUUGUAUAUAUGGACUUUGGCAAGAAUCACAUGGAUGAAUUAGGUCAUGGCAUAUAUACACCCAUGGAUGUUGAUCUUCUCCCAUCUCUUUAUCUGAUCUAUGCAGAAAAUCCCAGUGAUUCUGGAAAGGUACAUAGUACAGUUCGACAAAGAUGGUUAGAUGGUGAUAAAUUUAUAAGAUCAACCAUUGAAGAGGUUGCAAAUAUAGCUGUGGAGGGACGGAAAGCUCUUCUUGAGAAGGACUACAAUAAGUUAGCAGCCCUCAUGAAUCACAAUUUUGACUUGAGAAGGCGUAUGUUUGGAGAUAAUGCCCUUGGAGCUAUGAAUAUAGAGAUGGUUGAAAUCGCUCGAAAGGUAGGUGCUGCUUCCAAGUUCACAGGAAGUGGUGGGGCUGUGGUUGUGUUCUGUCCGGAUGGAACUUCACAAGUGAAGCAGCUGGAGGACGCAUGCCACAAAGCUGGUUUCACUUUCCAACCAAUUAAAGUUAUGCCUUCGUUUCUAAACGAAACUGAUCUUCAAACUCUGAAAUCAAAGUGAAAAUGAUGAUCUGCUUUCAAAUAUGGCGAGAGUCCUCUUUAUUCUUUAACCUUUCAUUGGCAUAUGCUAAGCGCUUUUCACCAAGUAUGUAGCAGCUAGUAUAGAUAGUUUUAGUUACAAUUGUUUUGCUGCUAUUGUAAUGCAUUUCGGGAAGCGCUUACUUUACAGUUUUAGCGUAAACCGUCAUUAGAUUCACAUAUUUUAACUCCAAUUGUGUGAUGCCAAUUAUAAUUACUACUAAA
Messenger RNA from Solanum pennellii, 1470 nucleotides. RefSeq names its product glucuronokinase 1. Gene Ontology annotation, molecular function: ATP binding. NCBI's taxonomy places the organism in Eukaryota, Viridiplantae, Streptophyta, Magnoliopsida, Solanales, Solanaceae. The transcript has 6 exons. The record is from RefSeq and is a predicted model, not a curated record. Bases 167 to 1228 code for a protein of 353 amino acids.